UUAUAAAGAGAGGAUUCUAAAAAUUGUAGAAGGACACUACAAAGUGAGAAUAAAUAUUUCGAACACGAACGAGAGCCAGGACCACGGGGGUGAAGUGGGCACGUUCGUGAUCAGGGUGAUCGGCGAGAACGGGAAGAAGACGGAAAGAAUGCCGUUAAGUCCUCAGUCGAAGUACUAUGAACCAGGCAGCACGCACACGGUGGUCUUGCCCGGAGACGUGGUGGGCAAACCAGAAGCGGUGGAGAUUUCCUGGGAGUAUCAAGCCUCCGUUUUCAAUCCGCUCACGUGGCGGCUGAUACACACGCCUCGGGUCUUCCUCGACUCGUUAACCGUCGCCAGUUUAGAGGCCAAGCAUGAGACUACUGUGUGUUUGGACGAGACGAAAACUCUGAUGGCCAACGAACCAAAGACUCUGACUACUCGCAACUGCCACAACUCUGACCUGAACAUGGUCUCUGCAUAGAAAAGGAAUUUUAUAUUUAAUUUGUAAUACGUCAUGUAAUUUCGAAAAUAAAAUUACGAUUUUUAAUCACUA
Molecule: messenger RNA, 535 nt
Organism: Ceratina calcarata
Lineage: Eukaryota; Metazoa; Arthropoda; Insecta; Hymenoptera; Apidae
Exons: 2
Coding region: 149-463 (104 amino acids)
Source: RefSeq, a predicted model, not a curated record